Equus caballus (horse) is the source of this 1235-nucleotide messenger RNA. NCBI's taxonomy places the organism in Eukaryota, Metazoa, Chordata, Mammalia, Perissodactyla, Equidae. The record is from RefSeq and is a predicted model, not a curated record.
AUGUAUUACCCAGAAAGGCCAUACAACAUAAUGGUUCAGACUGAGGGUGCUGGACCCAACUUGGCUCUUUUACAAACAUUUCCCCCCCACGUUAUUCUCACUUCAACCCUCAAAGGCUUUAUCUCAUUUUCAAAAAAAAGUCAUGAGGUCUUCUAUGACUUCUCCAAGGCCAGCCAGCGAGCGGUCGAGCGCACACCGGGGUCGGCCCGCUCCACGGCCGGCUCCACCCCCGCCGAGCACCGCCCGCCGCCGGCCCUCGCCGGGUCCCGCGCCCGGACGCCCCAACUUGGACGCCCCAGCGCGGAGCGGGGCUCUGCGCUCGCAGCCGGCGGCGGCGGCCUCGGGGAAGCGGCCCAGCCAGCGGCGCGGCCAGCAGGGGGCGAGAAGGACGUUCGCAGGGAGGCAGUGCCGGUGCAAGGGCGCGUGCCGCGGCGGCCCGGCUCGGCCCAACGUCUGGACGCCAGGCGCGGUGUCCCGGCAACGGGAUUGGGAACCCAUGCCACGCUCACCUGCUCAACUGAGAAAGGAGUUACCAUGCCAGGUAAAGAGAAGAGAGGAACAGGCCGGGGCAAGUCUCACGGGAAGAAGCAGAAGAAACCUGAGGUGGACAUCCUGAGCCCAGCCGCCAUGCUCAACCUGUACUACAUUGCCCACAACGUCGCCGACUGCCUGCAGCUGCGCGGCUUCCGGUGGCCCGGCGCUCCCAAGGCAAAGAAGGGGAAAGCCAAGACUUAAAGGAUGGCAUUGCACAGCGUAGCUCUGUUACAAAGAACAUAACAUGGGGAAGAGAAAUCGGGCUAUUACAACCACUGCAAGCAAAAUAGACUUUCCUGCAGAUCACUUGAGAUGCAAGCUAAGUGUGCUUUUCUAAGUGUGAUAGUUAAGGAUAAAGAAAUGCACGUUACUUCCUCCGCUAAAUCCAGGUAUGGUUCGCCACUUUGGUUUUUCAGAAGUCAAGGGGAAAAAAGUCUGAGUAAUUCCUACGUGGCGUGGUGGAAUUGAGAGGACUCUAAAAACUGAUUGUAAUUUGGGGUCAGAAUUAAACCUUGCUCUCCAGAGGCAGUUCUAGCUUGCAUGAGUUGUUUUCUUUUGCCAAAGGGGCUUUGUUAUUUAGAGAAGACAUGGCAAAAAGCACAGGAUUUGCUUAUGAACAUCUCCCUCGGGAACUGUUUUCUUUCCCCGUCUUUUUCAAGAAAAAUAAUAAAUAUCUUGUUUCUGUAAUUUUCUUCUCAGCA